This is a messenger RNA of Entrophospora sp. SA101, 255 nucleotides long. The record is from the annotation of a GenBank genome assembly. NCBI's taxonomy places the organism in Eukaryota, Fungi, Glomeromycota, Glomeromycetes, Entrophosporales, Entrophosporaceae.
AUGUCUACUGCAUCCUCACAUUCUUCCUAUUCCUCGCCCUAUUGGAGUGAGCGUGGUGAACAUCGUACAAGUGGAGAUAGUGGAAUAUCAUCAGUCUCUGUUAUUCAUUCCCCAACACGUUUACCAAUAGCUUCGAAAUUUUCACCAACAUCAAGCUCGUUUUCAUUUAAUAAAAAUAAUGAAUAUACUACGGAACAUUUAGAUACAGAUGCAAAUUGUUACCGGAUGAAAGAGAGAGAAAGAAAAAGUUCCUGA